Seminavis robusta is the source of this 1423-nucleotide messenger RNA. The record is from the annotation of a GenBank genome assembly. NCBI's taxonomy places the organism in Eukaryota, Bacillariophyta, Bacillariophyceae, Naviculales, Naviculaceae.
UAGUCAUCACGCUACCCACCCACAUCAUGCAACGGCAGGACUUCAAGAAGUACAGUACUUCGUAGAAACAAGCCACAGCAAGUACAUGUACAAAAUUGCAUUUUCAGCUUAUCCAACGCCGAAAGUCCAAGAAAACUGUGCUGUUGCAUUCUCAUCCUACCAAAAAUAAAAUAAAUAAUUGACCAUGUUGUUCACAUCCACAGCCAGCCGUGUCUUGUUGAAGCACUCCUUCCAAAAGGCAACUACCACUGCCACUACUACGCGAUGCCUGUCAUCUACCCCCGCCAGCAUCCAAAAUGCCGUGGCAUCCUUGAAGGGACAACAUUUCAUGUCCAUUGAUCAACUCUCCAAAGACGAACUCAACGGUCUCUUGGAUCUGAGUCACCACUACAAGGCACAAUACGACAGUGGAUCCACGGACCAACCACUCAAGGGAGAUUCCGUCAGUAUGAUUUUCCAAAAACGAUCCACUCGUACCCGUGUCUCUACUGAAACCGGAAUGAACAAACUCGGAGGUCACGCCCUCUUUUUGGGUCCUUCCGAUAUUCAACUCGGUGUCAAUGAAAGCAUGAAAGACACGGCUCUCGUCUUGUCGAGAUUCAACAGUCUCAUUUUGGCUCGGGUCUUUGCCCAUUCCGAUGUCACCGAAUUGGCCGAACACUCUACCGUUCCCGUCAUUAAUGCCCUUUCGGACAUGCAUCAUCCCCUGCAAACUUUGGCGGAUAUCAUGGCCAUGCAACAACAUUUCGGUGCCGAUCAACUCGAAGGAAAAACUGUCAGUUGGGUUGGUGACGGCAACAAUGUCUUGCACGAUCUCAUGUUGGGAUCGGCCAUUUUGGGAAUGAACGUGCAGAUUGCAACUCCGACGGGAUACGAACCCGAUGCCACCAUUCUGGCCAAAACCCAAGAGCUAGCCAAUGCCAGUGGCAGUUCCGUCAUGACCACCACCGUCGCCGACGAAGGAGUGGCGGGAGCACACGCCAUUUUCACCGAUACGUGGGUCAGUAUGGGACAAGAAGAAGAAGCCGCCAAGCGAUUGGCUGAAUUCGAGGGAUAUCAGGUCAAUAAUGCCCUCAUGGCCAAGGCCGAUCCCAAUGCUGUAUUUUUGCAUUGUCUGCCCCGACACCCCGAGGAAGUGCACGAUGAAGUCUUUUACGGACCACAGAGUAUUGUCUUUCCCGAAGCUGAAAACCGAAUGUGGACCGUCAUGGCCGUCAUGGCGGCACAGUUGGGGAAGGUUUAGAUUGGUACUCUACCGUAAUGAAAAAGUGGAACGCUGUACAACGGUAAAGAGACUCAUGCAUUUUGCCAAGUGAACGCAACAAGGAUGGCUGGAAUGCACAAGCAAAAUGCCAGAUGAAGUCUUGAGAAUGCAUUGAUAAAUUAAAAAGAGCUUUUAGGUUGUACCGAACCAGAGAAUAGU